Molecule: messenger RNA, 2090 nt
Organism: Paramuricea clavata
Lineage: Eukaryota; Metazoa; Cnidaria; Anthozoa; Malacalcyonacea; Plexauridae
Source: the annotation of a GenBank genome assembly
GUCGGCGAAUACGGAAACUUUGCCUCUCAUUGUCUUCUGAGAGAUUUACGACCAGAAGGUAAGAAGCAAUAAUUUGCACGAUUGAGUUUUUCAAAGAUCAUCAAAGCACGAGUCCGAAGGACGAGUGCUAGUUGAGGUCUUUGAAAAACUAACGAGAAACCAUCUUAUCACGUAUAUUAUUAAUAUAGUACAUAGAAAUGUUCGAGACAAUUGUAGUUUUAAGUUCCGUUUAUAAAGCGAACCGUCCACUGACAAAAUUUUGUUUCGUGCUUUGCUAUAUCACAUAUAAUAUACAACGCUAACGGCUUGAAAGUUUCACUCAAAUAUAUACUGUAAGUGUUGCUAGUCUUGUUUAAGGUAUAUAGUCUUUUCCAUUAAAAACAAUAUAAAUGCCAUAUUUUCCACAACUUUUACUUCUGUAGCGCGGCUGCCAUGUUUGUCUUGUUUUGUUUUGAAGCAUCUGUGACCGUUACUCGACGACUGCUUUAAGCUGAUUUGUUUGAUUUUAUGUAGAUCCCAAUGUUUUUUCAACCAAUCAAAUCAGUUUGUUACAGAUUUUUGCACUGUUGUUACAGAAUUUUGCACUGCUCUUUGAAGUUGACUGCACUAGUGAAAUCAACCAAUCACAGUCGAGGAAAUGUUUAUGUAUAUUAUUAAUAAUAUUAAAGUAAAUAUUAUAUUAGAAAAAUUCUAUCCCCUAUAGCAGACUAAUCACACUUUUUCUUGUUAGGUUCCACUGUACGGAAGAUUCCUUAUCCGACAUCAAACCCAAUGACAUUCAUGUUUAAUUUAGUAUCCUGUCCAAACUACACAUACGAGGUAUAUACGGCUGUAUAUUGUAAUUUAAGCUAUAUUUUCUGUCUGACGUGAAUUCUUCUGUUUGGACGACUUGCGUUCUGAAAUUUGUUCAAAUGAAGUUGAAGAAAAUAAGUAAAAUAAUGCAUGUUUGCAUGAUCGAAUGUUUAAAGAUAAAUAGGCGGUCUUGGUAGGACAGUAUAGUUUCACUUCUGCAUCUGAGUGGCUUCCAUUCCUGUAAUGUGGACUUUUCUAAUUCUAACAAGGUACACUUCAUUCGUAUGUGAGAAGUGCUUCCACUAAACACUCAAUCACCGCAUUCUAUUAUAGGUGUUUUCGUGGUUGUUCUUCACCGUGAUGACCCAAACCUUUCCUGGUAUGAAAUUUUUGCUGUAUGCCUGCAUGCGUAUAUCUAUAAUUAUUAUUGUUGAGUAUUUUGAAGUACACUGUAUGACCUCAGAAUGAAUCCCAACAAUUUGCUGAUGACUUUCAGUCCUUGCUUUGUUUUAUCAUAGUGGAUAGAAUGGAAUUGGAAGCUCAUUAGAAUAACAAUAUAAUUCAUUAUCUAUGUUAGUCAAUGUUUAUUCAUCAAAUUAAUCAGGUCCUUCACCGUCACGUACGUAUUGUAUUUUUGCCCAACUAACCAAUAGCAAUGUUUUAGGAAAUUUACUUAUCCGUGACUCGAACAAUAGGGUAAAUUAGAAAUUGCUAUUGGUGGAUUUGACAAAAAUACAAUACACACGUGACGGUGAAGGACCGUAUUUAUGAAUAAACGUUGACUAACAUAGAUAAUGAGUUGUAUUAUUAUUCUAACGAGUUUCCAAACCAUCUACUCUAUUAACUAUGGUUUUAUAUUUUUACAUGCGAUUGCCUAGUCUCCCUCGCAGCCGCUUUUUGUUUGGGGAAAAACGAUACAAAUAGGCGUUUGCGAGAGAGACUACAGUAUAUAUGGCCAUUGUCGGACACAUGCAAGGGUGGAAGGUGCCAAGAUUUUCUAAAAGUGACAAGAUUAGCCAAGUAACCAAGUACUUCAUUAGAUCGGAAUAUAGUGGCAACCUAAACCACAUCCAAAAGUAUCCAUGCACCUCUGUUGCGUCCAAUUUUCAUCCUCAUCACUUAUCACCUUCUUCGAAUGACUGAAACCCAUGCAAUGUGAAACUACUGCAUGUAUGUGCGAGUUUUUCAGCAAACUACACUCACUCGUUAACCACGUCUUAUAAAUAUCAUUGUAUAGCUGGUCUAUUCACUUUGGCUGGGUUUCUUCAGAUGACACAAUGGGCGCAAGGAAAACAUAG